This is a messenger RNA of Pocillopora meandrina, 330 nucleotides long. The record is from the annotation of a GenBank genome assembly. Lineage: Eukaryota; Metazoa; Cnidaria; Anthozoa; Scleractinia; Pocilloporidae.
ACCAAUGGCUGUCAUUCUGACGAGGAAACGCUGGUAGGUGGAUUAGACACGUCACCAGCCAAGGAGCCUCUAUCGCAAAAACCGCUCUACACAGGACAAACGCACGAGGAGCUGCCCAGAGAACAACUGGUGGCGGACAGUAGAGAAAGAAAUUAAGGAGAUGGGGAAGACCUGGGGAGGCAUCAAGCUCAUGGCGAAGGACCAGCAGAUGUGGAGGGAGCACGUUGUUGCCUUAUAUGCCUCUUAGGUGUAAAGGACAUGAGUGAGUUGAGUUCGUUAAAAGGAAAUUUAUAUCGUUGUAGCCGUGGAAUACGAAAGGCUAUGAUAUGA